CUAUGGGAACAAAACUGCAUCAUUCCCCAGACCGAGGCUACCAAUAUUUUUCCUUGCAGGACGACUAAAGUACCCGGGGCAAAAACGCCAGAAAAUGGGGAAUUCGGACACCAAAUUGAACUUCAGAAAGGCAGUUAUCCAGUUAACAACCAAGACACAGCCUGUUGAGGCCCAAGAUGAGGCAUUCUGGGACCAGUUCUGGACAGACUCUGUCACCAGCGUACAGGACGUGUUCGCUCUGGUUCCCGCGGCGGAGAUACGAGCACUGAGAGAAGAGUCACCAUCCAACCUGGCCACACUGUGUUACAAGGCUGUGGAGAAACUGGUGAUGGCAGCAGAGUCCUCGUGUGCUACUGCCAAGGAACAACAGACAGUGCUGAACUGUGUGCGCCUGUUGACUCGGAUUCUGCCCUACAUAUUUGAGGACGCUGACUGGCGAGGCUUCUUCUGGUCAACCCUUCCUGGCCAGGCGGAGGAUGGAGGAUCCAUGCCUUUGGCUCAGUCCCUCCUGAAUGCCUUGUCGGAUCUCCUGUUUUGUCCAGACUUCACCGUGGCACCCAACAAGAAAGCUGGGCCUGAGACCCAUGAAGACCUGCAGUCCAUUGACAGUUGUGAGUACAUCUGGGAGUCCGGUGUGGGGUUUGCCCACUCCCCGGCUCAGUACCCACACCACGACCAGAACAGGUCUGAGAUUCUCAAACUCCUGCUCACCUGCUUCUCAGAGACCAUGUACCAGCCUCCAGGUGACCCUUUACCCAACCAGUGGCUGACGUACUUUGCGUCCUCGGAGAACCGUCACGCCCUCCCGCUCUUCACCUCCCUUCUCAACAUCGUGUGUGCCUACGACCCCAUUGGCUACGGCAUGCCGUACAACCACCUCCUGUUCAGCGACUACCGCGAGCCGACGGUAGAAGUGGCGCUGCAGCUGCUGAUCGUGGUGCUGGACCAUGAUAACGGGCAGAGUGCCAUCUCUGUGGACGGGACAACAACAGGCACGGCUAUGGACCAGGGGGCUGAGGGAGAACCACAGAACCUGUUUGUGAAUUACCUGUCUCGGAUACACCGUGAGGAGGACUUCCACUUCAUUCUGAAGGGCAUCACAAAUCUGCUCAACAACCCACUUAUACAGACCUACCUGCCCAACUCCUGCAAAAAGAUCAACUUCCAUCAGGAGAUCCUUGUUCUCUUCUGGAAGCUGUGCGAGUUUAACAAGAAAUUCCUGUUCUAUGUACUGAAGAGCAGUGAUGUACUUGAUGUCAUCGCCCCUAUCUUGUACCACCUCAAUGACUCCAGACAGGACCAGUCUCGUGUGGGCCUGAUGCACAUUGGAGUCUUCAUUCUGCUGCUGCUGAGUGGGGAGAGAAACUUUGGUGUUCGUCUAAACAAGCCGUACACCGUGCGGGUACCCAUGGACAUUCCAGUCUUCACAGGCACUCAUGCCGACUUCCUCAUCAUUGUUUUCCACAAGAUCAUCACCACUGGACACCAGAGGCUCCAGCCACUGUUUGACUGCCUUCUCACCAUCAUUGUCAAUGUGUCUCCAUACCUGAAGAGCCUGUCUAUGGUGGCCAGUACCAAGCUGCUGCACCUGCUGGAGGCCUUCUCCACACCGUGGUUCCUGUUCUCCAACCCUUCCAACCACCACCUGGUCUUCUUCCUGCUGGAGGUCUUCAACAACAUCAUCCAGUACCAGUUUGAUGGGAAUGCCAACCUGGUGUACACCAUCAUCCGGAAGAGAAACGUGUUCCACCAGCUGGCCAACCUUCCGACCGACAGAGCUUCCAUCGAGAAGGCUGUCAGCCGGAAGCGGAAAGGCUCGGAGGCGUCUCAGCGCUCCGUCCCCAACUCUCCUACCGUAGCCGACCCUCCAUCCAUGGAGGGGUCCUUCCCAGCGAAGGAGGCCCAACCAGGAACACUUAAAGCCACACUAGCUGAGAUGCCAGGCAUUGACCGGCUGACGGAGAAAAUGGAGGCAUCGUCUCUGGCUGAGCAGGCGGCAGAAGGAGAGGCGGACACCCCCGGAGCGGCCGGGCCGUCACCCAGCGACACGGAAACCUCCAUCCAGCCUGACCUGCGGGGAGCCGUCAAGAGAACAGCCUCCAUGAGCAGCAGAGAGGGCGGAGAGUGGAGACCCACCUCAGAAUGGGUGCAGUCCUGGAAACAGAAGCUGCCUCUGCAAACCAUCAUGAGGCUGCUGCAGGUGCUGGUGCCGCAGGUGGAGAAAAUCUGCAUUGACAAGGGUCUAACUGAUGAGUCAGAGAUCCUGAAGUUCCUGCAGCAUGGUACCCUGGUGGGACUGCUGCCGGUACCCCACCCCAUCCUCAUCCGCAAGUACCAGGCCAACUCUGGUACCACCAUGUGGUUCCGCACAUACAUGUGGGGCAUCAUCUAUCUCAGAAAUGUGGACCCUCCCAUCUGGUAUGACACGGAUGUGAAGCUGUUUGAGAUCCAGAGAGUGUAGACAGACACAGGAGCUGCCAAACAUGGGAAGGACCUGAGAAACACUCAGCAAAAGGACUCUGUACUGUUAGAAUAGUCUCAGUAGCAAUGGUUUUAAAGUAUUUCAUCAAAAUGGUCUGUGAAAGUAACUUUUGCUUCUUUUCAGGAGCUUCAUAUAUGGAUAUGUACGUCAAGUACAUUUUGUGAAAAAGUAUAUAGGAUAUCCUUAUUCAGAUGUUGGCCAAAACAACUUCACAGCAGAGUUUAAUAAAAGACUUUGAAACCAUAUAUGCUGAUGAAGAUGUUAAAAUCAAUCAAUGUUAAAGACUAAAUUUGUUGUAGUAAAAUACAAGGAAUCCUGCAGAGAAAUCAUAUGAGUAGUGCAUGUCACCCACAUACUUUCUCACAUAUACACAGGCACAUGAGCAUUUGCCAUAGAAAUAUCUUCUGGUAUGUAAUAGAGAUAUGUCCAAACUUGGUGCAUCACUUGAAGACCCUUGCAAUUCAUAUCUCAGAAACUUAGAUUUAACUUGAAUCUGUAGUUCCCUUACAGAAUUAUUUGGCUAGGAAAAGAAUGGUGUAGAAUGGUGGGGAUAGGCAUAUCCUUUUUCAUAAACAACUAAAACAACAGCCCUUUGUAUGGGUGUGCUGAUUAACCAAUGCUGCAUUCUCCCAAAACUCCCGAAAUGAUUGCCUAAAAUGCUUGUUAGCAAUAUAAGGAAAUUCCACUCAGGGGUCCUUCCUAUACUGUAUGUAAAGAAGAAGUUGCUAUGUUCUCUCAAUGUGAUAUUCCAAAAUAAAGUAACUAUAGGGUAAGGUGUUAAGGAUAUAAAAUAUAUUUUGAACUGUGGUACACAUCAGGUGCCAAGUGCCCGUAUCUCAGAAUGUUAUAGGUUGGGUAAGAUGUAAAGAUGUUAUUAUUUAGCAAUGUCUUUGAGUUUGUUUUUGUGUAAGAAUUUUGUAGCUGUCUCCUAAAUGGCUGUUUGUAUCAGUAUGCUGUUAUGUUCUUUUUAGACCUAUACCUUUGUACAUGUGUAUUUGAUUGUGAAAAUAGUGACAUGCUUGAUGAUAUUCUAUUUGAAAUCUAAGGUUCAUAAAUGAGGAGACAAUUUGAAAAACAUGGUGUCAAGAAAAAAAACAUUAAGCUUUCUUUUAGACUCUGACAAAGCCUAUGUAUGGUGUAGUCUGGUGUAUUUUGUUGUAUAGGUGUUAUGUCCAGAGGCAAUGUACAAUGCUAGUAUGCUAUAUGUUACAUUCCCUUAGCAGUGGCAAAUUGAUUGUAAAAGUUUUUUUCAGUGGAAGUUGCAAUGUGUUGAUGUGGGAUUUAGUGUUGUUGUUUUUAAGUGACAGAAAUACUGGGAAAUGGAAGCUAGUCUAAUUGCUGUGCUGAGAAAAGUAUGUCUAAAGAUUGUGUAUCACUAAACAAGGUUGAUUCCAGAAUUGUGCUGACUAUUCUGUGGGCUGAAGGAAGGGAUAUUUCCACACUAGACUGUUUUGUUGUUGUCCUGACCAUUGUUCAUCUGUAUACAACAUUCCAUUGAUGCAAGAGUGAUACAUAUUUGCAAACUUUAGUGCAAUACAAAUUCUUGCCACUUAGGUACAUUUGCCCAUAUUGUAAUUCAUUUGAUUUCAAUGAUGUUUCAUUUAUAUUCUUUGACUGUGAUAGCUGUAACGUUACAUGUAUAUAAGGCUAUAUAUAGAGCCAGAUCUAUAUAUGAGUAAGUGUUUAUUUAUUGCAGUAGAGUGGACAAGGAUAUUGGAAGUUAUAUGGUGUAGGUUAUUAGUCAUGAAAUUAUUAAAAGUGGACCCUAAAUUGCCAAAA
Molecule: messenger RNA, 4261 nt
Organism: Branchiostoma belcheri (Belcher's lancelet)
Lineage: Eukaryota; Metazoa; Chordata; Leptocardii; Amphioxiformes; Branchiostomatidae
Product: protein HID1-like
Exons: 22
Coding region: 95-2461 (788 amino acids)
Cellular component (GO): membrane; Golgi medial cisterna; Golgi trans cisterna
Source: RefSeq, a predicted model, not a curated record